This is a messenger RNA of Cutaneotrichosporon oleaginosum, 1535 nucleotides long. RefSeq lists its product as uncharacterized. Lineage: Eukaryota; Fungi; Basidiomycota; Tremellomycetes; Trichosporonales; Trichosporonaceae. Gene Ontology annotation, cellular component: fungal-type vacuole. The record is from RefSeq and is a predicted model, not a curated record. Gene Ontology annotation, biological process: proteolysis. Gene Ontology annotation, molecular function: aminopeptidase activity; zinc ion binding.
CACAGCUCACAGCCGCAUAUGCCGUCCAUGAAGUUCCCCGCCGCCGCCCCCCUCGACGCAGUCAAGUUCUGCGAGUUCGUGACCGCGUCGCCGUCGCCCUUCCACGCGGUGGCCAACCUAUCGCAGCGACUGAAGAAGGCUGGCUUUGAGCGCGUCUCGGAGCGGGAGCCCACCCAGAAGCUUUCGCCGGGUGGCAAGUACUUCUACACGCGUAACCAGAGCGCGCUCGUUGCCUUCACCCUUCCGCACGGCCCGGCCAAUGCCGCGAGUCUUGUCGCGGGACACUGCGACUCCCCAUGUCUCAAGGUCCGCCCCGUCAGCAAGCGUCAGAAGGCUGGGUAUCUCCAGGUCGGGACCGAGCUGUACGGCGGCGGCCUGUGGCACACUUGGUUCGACCGCAACCUGUCGAUUGCGGGCCGCGUGAUCCUCUCGACUCCGGGCGCGCGCACCGAGUUCACCAGCAAGCUGGUGAAAAUCGACAGACCGAUUCUACACAUCCCCACCCUCGCGAUUCACCUCGACCGUGGCGUCAACGAGCAGCUCAAGUUCAACAAGGAGACCGAGUUCCUCCCCGUCCUCGGCCUCGUUAAUGAGCAGCUCAACAGCGGCGGGAGCGCCGUGCCAAGCCGCACUGGUACGCCUGCUCCUGGGAAGAAGGAGGACGGCAAGAGCGACGGUGCGUCGAUGGAGGACAAGCACCACCCCCUGCUUCUCGCGGCGAUUGCCGAUGAGCUCGGCUGCGCGGUGGCCGACAUCCACGACUUCGAGCUGUGUCUGUACGACACGCAGCCGUCGACCGUGGGCGGGCUGAACAACGAGUUCAUCUUCUCGCCGCGCCUCGACAACCUCACGACGUCGUGGUGCGCAAUCGAGGGUCUCUGCCAGGCCGUCGAGGCCGAAGCGGCGUCAGGCCAGCCGAGCAAGGAGACCAACGUGCGCUGCGCGCUCAUCUACGACAACGAGGAGGUCGGCAGUGUCAGCAACCACGGCGCUGAGUCCAACAUCCUCCCAUCCUUCAUCGAGAUGCUCGCCGGCCUCCCCAACGCCGAGCGCGGAUACUACCAAAUCCUCGCCAACUCGUACCUCAUCUCGGCGGACAUGGGCCACGCCCUCCACCCCAACUACGAGGGGCGGUACGAGACGAACAACGCGCCAAAGAUGAACCAGGGCAUCGUGAUCAAGACCAACGCCAACCAGCGGUACACGUCGAAUGCGCAGACGACCUUCCUGCUCCGGCAAAUCGCGAAGCGCGCCGGCGUCCCCGUGCAGGAGUUUGAAAUCCGCAACGACUCGACGUGCGGCUCGACCGUGGGCCCCCACCUCUCGACGCACGUCCGCACCGUCGACAUCGGCCUCGCGAGCUUGAGUAUGCACUCGAUCCAGGAGACGAGCGGGUCGGGCGACAUCAAGUACUACACGCAGCUCUUCAAGACCUUUUACGAGGAGUACAGCAAGGUGGAGAAGGUGUUGACGGUGGACGAGGCGUGAGGAGUCUCAUGCAGCGGAUUCAGGGGUAUGCAUGGUAUAAGAAGUCA